Molecule: messenger RNA, 1427 nt
Organism: Cottoperca gobio
Lineage: Eukaryota; Metazoa; Chordata; Actinopteri; Perciformes; Bovichtidae
Exons: 8
Coding region: 180-1088 (302 amino acids)
Source: RefSeq, a predicted model, not a curated record
AGUGAGCAUCGAAGAGGCAACACCCGAAGUCUGUGUAUGUGUGUGUGUGUGUAUGUGUGUGUCACCGUAGCAGCUAACCUGGAAAAUAAGUCGCUUUAAAUAGCACAAUGUAAGGUUUGUAGUAUAACACGUCAUGAUCGCAUGUGAAGCAGACGACGUUGUUUGCAAUUUGGUACAAGAUGAGCAGCGGCAGUAAACGAGAAAGGGAGCAGAGGAGGAAGCUGCAUCACUUUCUAAGUGACCUGGCUUUACUGGGAUCAUUGCAGGGCUUUAAAUACUUCCAGCCUUGGCUAAGAGGGAAAGAGGAGUUGCUGCUGACAGUCGUUAAUGAGGAUCUGGGUUGGCGUUCCCCAGGUUUUGUGGUCUCCAGAGCCUCCUCCCACUCCUCCACCAGCAGCUGUAACAGCAGCGAUGUCUCCCCCAGCAGCAGCUCCCCGAGCCUGGACAGCCGGAGCAGCUCUCCCCUGCCCGGGGAGCCUGCGAGCCCACGAGACCCCCCGUCGCACACACCCACCAGGACGCAGCCACAGAUUGUCAGCGACCCCAGCCGUGAGGAGCAUCUCCUCCCAGCCUCUCCCAGUGAAAGAGAGAUAGCCGUGCCCGAGGUGAACUGCACUCUGUUUUUACUGGCCGGCUACGUCAAGUACGGACGCCCCUACGCCUGGAUACGCUCCAAUCACGAGCGCCUGGUCAACAUCGGAGGCACCGAUUCGAUGGUCAAAGACACGCCCAUGAAACUCAAGUCCAUCGCAGACUGGCAGACGCGAGGUAUUCGCGUGUGGGACGUCAUCAGUGAGCUGGUGUGCCUGUGCACCGUUCCCUCUCCCUCCAACCCCUUCGCCCUGGACAUGCGUUACAUCAAAAGCCUUCCCCUCCCCGACCGCUUCCUCGUCACAGGCGCGCUGCUCAACUUCCUGGAGAUGUACGUGAUUUACGGAAACCGGGACGAGUUGCACUAUGACAAAGUGGUCGAGGAGGUGAAGCCUUUGAGGCGUCUCCACGUCCAGUUCCUGCUGGAGUUACAGCGACACAGGGAGAGCGCCGGAUCGGCCGGUAGUCCCACAGUGCGGGACUCUUCUGGAGAGUGACCGCUAUAGUUCUUAUACGAGAUAUCAUUGGUGCACUUUUACCGACUUCUUGUUGAGAGACAGCAAGUAGGUUUGAAUGUGUGAAAUCUCAUCAGGACUGUAUUUCGGUCUUUUUCUUUGUGUCGUGGUGCGUUUGGUCUGAUGACGUCUCUCUCUUGUGUUACGUACACACACACACACUGUACAAACCUAUUUCUUUCAAGGCUACACAGUCCAGUUGUUGCUGUAUCUGUACUACAGUUGGAAGGUAGUCACAUGUAUUUUAAAAAAUGUGAAAACACAGGAGAAAUAACCCUGGGAAUUGUGUCACAUGACUGAGAUUAAACAUCCCAGGACCUC